Ilex paraguariensis (yerba mate) is the source of this 1513-nucleotide messenger RNA. Lineage: Eukaryota; Viridiplantae; Streptophyta; Magnoliopsida; Aquifoliales; Aquifoliaceae. The record is from the annotation of a GenBank genome assembly.
AUUGAGGGGUAAGAGCAAAAGUAAUCUGAUUUAGUAAUUGAGGAUGGGAAGGUCAUGCUUUUCAAAGUGUAGGGGAAGACUGAUGGGUUGGCUUCAGAUUAUGUUGGGAGGGCUUGUUAUAAUUGUGAGCCUAUCGAGUUUAUUUAGGUUUUACUCUGCUGGAUUUUUCGUACACAAUGAAGAUAUAUGCCGCCAUUUCUACAAUGUGAAGGAGGUUUAUGAGGGUUUUGAUAUACGAGCCCUGACGGCUCGGGUUGAAGAAGUUCUUUGUAAGAUGGACAGCUUGCAGACUAAGCUCGAAUCAACUGUGCAAGAAAUGGAGAAGGACAAAGAGGGUUUGACUAAGACUAAAAUUUCCGGAUUGGAGCACAAGAGGUUUUUAGAGGAGGAGAANAAAGAGGGUUUGACUAAGACUAAAAUUUCCAGAUUGGAGCACAAGAGGUUUUUAGAGGAGGAGGUAAUUAGGCCUCUUUAUGAUGCCCACAUUGCUCUUAGACAGAUUAGAUUGCCCAAAAUUGAAGGGGUCAGAAACACGACUAUUAAGGAAGAGCCUUUGAUGAAUACUUUUGUGAUUGAGGAGAUUCGGAAGUACAUUACUCCAAAAGAGAACAGAGUUGGCAAGGUCAAUAUAUACGGAACAGGGAGGAUUUAUAACACGAUAGGGCACGCUUGUGUUUUAUUGAAGAAAGAGUUGGAAGAGUAUAUGGAUUAUGACAUUGGAUCUUACUGUAAAGACGAUUGGAAUUUGGCUCAAAAGCUAAUGAUUAAUGGGUGUGAUCCUUUGCCCAGGAGACGGUGCUUGACAAGGGCUUCUAAGCUCUACCAGAAGCCUUACCCUAUUAACGAGUCCCUAUGGAGAAUACCAGAUGGUAGAAAUGUUCGGUGGAGCAAUUAUCAGUGCAGGAACUUUGAGUGCUUAUCGAGCAAGAACCCCAAACGAGGUUAUUCAAAGUGUACUGGAUGUUUUGAAAUGGAGAAGGAAAACCUUAAAUGGAUCACUAACACCUCGCUUCCAACAGAUUUCCUCAUCAAAGAUAUUCUGGCAUUUAAGCCAGGGGAGGUAAGGAUCGGACUAGAUUUUGGUGUCGGUACAGGGACAUUUGCUGCACGGAUGAGAGAACAAAACGUUACAAUUAUCUCAACUGCUCUGAAUCUUGGGGCUCCUUUCAAUGAAAUGAUUGCGCUUAGAGGUUUAAUUCCUUUGUAUGUGACAUUAAACCAACGCCUCCCAUUCUUCGACAACACCAUGGACUUGAUCCAUACAACUGGAUUUAUGGAUGGCUGGAUUGAUCUGCAAUUGAUGGAUUUUAUUCUAUUUGACUGGGAUCGUAUUUUAAGGCCAGGAGGCUUGUUGUGGGUUGAUCGUUUCUUUUGUAGCAGAAAGGAUCUGGAUGAUUAUAUGUACAUGUUUCUGCAGUUCAGGUACAAGAAACACAAGUGGGCUAUCUCUCCUAAAUCCAAGGAUGAAGUUUUCCUCUCUGCACUGUUAGAGAAACCUCCUAGAUCUUUGUGA